Messenger RNA from Esox lucius (northern pike), 3998 nucleotides. RefSeq names its product G protein-coupled receptor, class C, group 5, member Bb (gene gprc5bb). The transcript has 4 exons. The record is from RefSeq and is a predicted model, not a curated record. Gene Ontology annotation, molecular function: protein kinase activator activity; protein kinase binding; G protein-coupled receptor activity. The coding region runs from base 910 to 2151 and encodes 413 amino acids. Gene Ontology annotation, biological process: G protein-coupled receptor signaling pathway. NCBI's taxonomy places the organism in Eukaryota, Metazoa, Chordata, Actinopteri, Esociformes, Esocidae. Gene Ontology annotation, cellular component: plasma membrane; extracellular exosome; intracellular membrane-bounded organelle.
UACUCUGAUUGGGAUGGAUUAUUCCUGGCUAAUUGGUUGAUUUAAUUUAUCUCACGGCGAAACGCGUGGGCUGCUCCUGUGGAAAGCAUGUCUCAUAUUUGUAAAUGCGCUUGUAUGUGAAUCUAAAACUGUGUUAUUGCAUUUUGAAAAUGAUAGACAUUUUGGAAUGCUUGGCUUCGCUGAACUCCGCAGAGGGGACAAGCAGCACGGUAUCACGCGCAGGCUGCCAGGGAGCAGGAAGCUGCUCCAGCCAACAGAAUUGCAGCGUUGCGUGUGUGCGCCUCAAGCCGACCGCUGCCUGCAACUGAGUGGCUGUUAACAUCCCCCGCAAAUUUACAGUGGAUGCAGAGAAAGAGACUCCGGGUGAUUGAAAGUGAUAGUGAGAGAGCACUUUUCAUAUAUUUGUUGUAUCGGCUGUGUGUGUGGGAGUGAAGCGCAUUUGACAGUUACUUGGAUCCUUAAAGCGAGCUGGUUCAUUGCCAAAACAACGUGAUAUACAUGAUACCGUGGGAAAACAUCACAAACGCGCAGGAAAGAUGACGCCAGACCGUAGUGAAUGUAAUGGGCAUAACUCCGUCCGCCACAGUUCGGAAUACCAUCGGGGAACAGACGGGAUGGAAUACAAACGGAACAGUCUGUGAAAAUGCAUUAUUUUAAUAAAGUCUGCAAUAAUUAAAAGGUGUGCGUGCGAUCGGCUAUGUGCAUUGCGCGCGUCGACCAGAGAUAAUGUUCGUCACCUCGCGGUCGUCCCCAACAAAUUGAGACAGUGAAUAAGCCUGCUAACAUAGUCAAAUUAAAACGGUCGCAAUUAAACUGUUAUGAUUUUGGACAUAUGUUAUGUGGGAGUACAGCUUGCCUUCUUGAAAGUUACCAAGUGAGCUAACGAAAAACACUAACGAGACUUCCGAGAUGGCCCUCAGCCCUGUCCUCUUCUUCCUCCUCUCUCUGAUUGGCUGUGGCCGCUCCCAGGAUGACAUCAUCGACCCCGGCAAGGCGCCUCCCCCUCCCCGGGGUUGCGGAACCAACGUGGACCCCCUGUACCGUGCCCUGUGUGACCUCGAGUCCGUCUGGACGGUGGUGUUGGAGGCCGUGGCCUGUGGAGGAGCCAUAACCUCCCUGGUCCUGUUUGUGGUACUCCUAGCCAAACGCCGCACUGUCCUUGACCCGGAUCGACGCUCCGGCCUGGGGCCUCUUCUCCUCCUGCUGGCCUCCCUCCUGGCUCUGUUCUCCCUGUCCCUCGCCUUCAUGGUGGCGCGAACGGAGGCCGUGUGUGUGGUCCGCCGGGUCCUCUGGGGCCCCCUGUUCGCCCUCUGCUUCUCCUGCCUGCUGGCCCAAGCGGUGCGUCUCAAGAGGCUGGUGUCCGGGAAGUCCAGCCCCAAAGGGGGCGCCCUGGCCGUGCUCGCCGGGGCCCUCGCCCUGGUCCAGGGGAUCGUCUCCGGAGAGUGGCUGCUGCUGAGCGUGGUGAGGGAGAGCCACAGGGCCUGCGACUACCCGCCACUGGACUUCGCCCUGGUGUGCAGCUACGCCCUGGGGCUGCUAGUGGCCGCGCUCGGCCUCUCCCUGGGCGUGGUGCUGUGCGGGGGCGACGGGGGCGAGGACGAGGAGGGGAGCGACGGGGGAUGCGAGCGCCGUUGGAGGUGCAACGGCGUGUGGCUCUUCCUGGCCUGCUUGGUCUCGCUGCUGCUGUGGGCCGCCUGGCUUGUGUUGUAUCUCCACGGCGACGCAGCACUGAGGAGGGCGCGGUCGGGGGGCGGAGCCCGGCGCCAGGAAUGGGACGAGCCGGUGUCGGCGGUGGCCCUGGUGGCCCAAGGCUGGGUCCUCCUGCUGUUCCACGCUAUCCCAGAAGCCCACCUGUGUCUGAGGGACCCACCGGCCCCCAGCCAGCACGACUAUUUCGAUACCAGCCAGCCCCCGCCACCCUGCUUUCAACAGGAUAUGACAAUCACGCGUGGACCUUACACAGAGAACCAGGCCUACUCCAUCGAGGAACACAGUGCAGCACUUAGAGGUGGGUCAUUCCAUAACGGAGGGAUACGUCCGGGAGUCCCCUUUAGAGGUCACAUGUACCAGCCCACUGAGAUGGCCUUGGUUAUGAACGGAGGAACGAUGCCCACUGCACCAGUCCACUACACAGGUAGACAGCUCUGGUGAGACUGGAACUUUGGAACCUGCCUCCACAACGUAAUCGCAUUCUAUGGUUCCGGAAUGCUCUGUGAUCUUCAGAACCCCGCCAAUGUCUCUACCUCAUCUCAGGACGGGAGUGAAAACACUGCACCUAGGUUAAACAAUACAAGGUUAAGACAUCGUUUCACGUGUAAUUGUUCCGGUAAAAAACGAAAAUAAUAUUCUUUGCACACUGUUACUGGUGGCAAGCGUUAUAGACUUAACAAAAUGCAACGUUCAAAUCAGAGACAUUGGUCAGGCAUAAUAAGUGCCCGAUGAAGGUCUCUGACCGAAAUUAGUGUUUAUUUUUUCUCUGUUUUUGUGCUGAUACCAUUCACUCUUCUAGUCAAAUCAAAAUGUGACAGCUGGUUCCUUGUUGAACAACGGGGCAAAGAGUUUUCUUAACCUUGUAUCGUAGAACCGAGCACUGCACAAGUUGACCUCACAAUUGUCAUCUUAACAUUGUAUGCACUUUGACCCUUGAGAGACAAGGGAUGAGAUAUUGUCUGAGCUAAACUCCGCAGCCUGGACUGUAUCCCACAAAAUUCCAGGGAAAUAUUGGGAAAGUUACCAGAAGUUUCCCCAGUCCCCAAUCAAAACGAUUACGACAACUGUCAACGCUUAGAGAACAGUGUUCUCAAUAUGUAUAUUUUUAGCUCUUGUGUUUUGUUGCUCUAGACAGGAUGAAAGCCUUUAUGAAGCAGCGGGGGGGAGACAGGGAAGUCAACCAAACUGCACACUAUUACCUACAAAGUACACUACUUUUGACCAGAGUGGCUGACAGUCUGGGUCACAGGUAACACACCUCAGUAGGGAACAGGGGUGCCACUUGGCACACAAACAGUAUUUGCAAUAUGUAAAUUACAUCCAUCCACCCUGUUCUCCAGCCUUGCCUGCCCACUCAUGUUCUCUACCGACUGAGUGCUGGGAUCUCAAACAGCCCCGUGCUUGGCAAUCAAUGCUCCACUACUGACCAAGGCCUAAGGUUCUUGGGUGACGCUCAAGACUCAGCCCACGGGCUUCGCUCCAGAUCGAUGAUUAUCACUAUUUAAAUAGCCGUGGACGCUGUAUUUUUUUUAUGCUUCCGUGCUGAGGGUGUGUUUUGGGUCUAUUAGAGUUGUUGUAAUCACGACACUUCGUAAAGGUCAUCCCUGCCCGUCGCUACUUUCGCGACAUAACGUCCAGGUGAAAUAUUUCCAUGACGAAUGUUAUGUCGUUAAAAUUGAAUAUUGGUGUCACAAAAAUGAGUACUGUAUCUUUUGUGGUUCUGUGAGAUCAAUAUUUUUUUUUAAAUCGCUGGCUGUAAUACUUUUUGGAGGGUUUUCUUUUUACCCAAGAGUGCAAUAUCAGUGUUAUUUAAUGUCAAAAUAUAUAUUGGUGUAUGGCAUGUGUGCACCUGGUACUAUAUAGUUCCCACAGACUUUUGUUGCUCUCUGCGUGCUCUUAUCUCUGAACACGUGACCCCCGGUCCUGGGUGGGACUAAUUUGCUGCCUGUUACUCCGGUGCUCUGGACUAAACCAUUUAGGGGAACUGAUAGGGGGGACUUUUAAUGUUGUGGCUUUACUGUGACCGGUCAAGGGAGUCCUUUGUAUAAGCUAGUAACAACUUUUGGUUUUGGGCUUGCUUGGUUGUCUUUUAAACACAAUGAUCUCGCUAACUUCAUAAACAUAAAUGUUGUCUUUGUGGGUUAAACUAUUUGCAAGGAUUUCCUGUAACUGUAAACAGACUUUCUGACUAAAACUGUUUAAUUGUUAAGGUAUUUGUAGGUUUUGUAGCAUGCAAUGUUUGAAGCACACACAAAAAAAAAUCCCAAUUAAAGUUUUUGAAAGUUUUA